Molecule: messenger RNA, 339 nt
Organism: Yamadazyma jaroonii
Lineage: Eukaryota; Fungi; Ascomycota; Pichiomycetes; Serinales; Debaryomycetaceae
Source: the annotation of a GenBank genome assembly
AUGUUAAGACUAAUAAGUAACGUUUCCAACCCCAUGGUCCAUAGAUAUCAAGGAGUACGUGGGUUCUCCUUGAUGACAAACAACUUAAUAUCCAAUAACAUGAAACCUAGAACCGUUCAACAACCAAUAAAUGUAUUGAGUCAAUUAAACAAUGAGGUAUCAAUAAAUUCAAUCUUUGGUUGGAUAACAAGAAGAUUUAAAACAAGAGGUAAUACUUAUCAACCAUCUACACUUAAAAGAAAGAGAACUUUUGGAUUCUUGGCCAGAUUAAGAAGUAAAAAUGGACGUAAAGUUUUACAAAGAAGAAAAGCUAAGGGGAGAUGGUAUUUAACUCAUUAA